Molecule: messenger RNA, 670 nt
Organism: Spinacia oleracea (spinach)
Lineage: Eukaryota; Viridiplantae; Streptophyta; Magnoliopsida; Caryophyllales; Amaranthaceae
Exons: 2
Coding region: 229-564 (111 amino acids)
Source: RefSeq, a predicted model, not a curated record
UAAACUUUCCCAACCUCAGGAAUCAGGAGCGACGCUUCUUUUUCCCGUUUUCAUUAAUAAAAAAAUAAAAAAAUAAAAAUUAUUUAUCUUCAAAUAGAAGGAAUUAUAAAUUGAGAAGAUAGCUUCGAAUCUUGGAAUUUUGAGGAGAUAAUACUUCUCGAAGUUUUAGUAAUUAUCUUUUUAUCCGGAAUCCUGUAAAUUAAAUUAAAAUUAUAAAUACCUGGAAAAAUGGGGAAAUUGUUGCUUCGAGUUAGUAAUACUAUGGAGUUUUACUGGUUGGAGAAGAGGAUCGUUUUGCCUGUCAAGAAACUUUGCCGUCGUUUAGCUGCUCGUCUCGGUUUUCAAAAGCGCGGUAUACUGAUACUAAGCCAAGAAGUAAAAGCUUGUGAAUACGAAGAUGUUCGAAUUAUGUGGGAGAUGUUGAAGAAAUCAGAGACAACAACAACAAGUACUAAUGAAGUAACUCGCUCUAAUUCCUCCCCUAAAUGGCUCAAGAACAAGCCUUUAAGAAACGCCGUUGCUUGGGCUAGAUCCAGUACAUGUCUAAGCAACAAGUUUUGGUAGACUAUGGUAAAAACAGUUAUAGUGUAUUUGGCCAUCAAUAUUAUUCCACAUUUCCAUGUAAAUGAAAAAUUGUUUGGAUGUGUAUGAUGAUAAUUUGGCACCUAGA